Aplosporella prunicola CBS 121167 is the source of this 1185-nucleotide messenger RNA. RefSeq lists its product as uncharacterized. The record is from RefSeq and is a predicted model, not a curated record. Bases 91 to 1113 code for a protein of 340 amino acids. Gene Ontology annotation, molecular function: oxidoreductase activity, acting on the CH-OH group of donors, NAD or NADP as acceptor. The transcript has 3 exons. Lineage: Eukaryota; Fungi; Ascomycota; Dothideomycetes; Botryosphaeriales; Aplosporellaceae.
UUCUCCAUCACCAAGACUUUUCACAUAGAUUUUCAAAGACAUAGAGCCUUCAAUCCCUAGUCCAAGUACUUCUCAAAACUUCAGAUCACAAUGACUCGCGUUCUGCUCACUGGAGGAAGUGGCUUCAUUGCCGCCCAUGUGCUGGAUGUAUUGCUCAAGCGCGGCCACUCUGUCGUGACCACCGUUCGCAGCCAGCAGAAGGCCGACAAGAUCAAGGAAGCGCACUCCAGCUACGGAAAGGACAAACUUGACUUCUCGAUCGUCGAGGACAUAGCAAAGGAAAAUGCAUUCGACGAGGCUGUCAAGUCGAACCCACCAUUCGAAGCCGUCAUCCACACCGCCAGCCCCUUCCACUUCAACGUCACCGAUGUGCAGAAGCAGCUGCUUGACCCUGCGAUCAUUGGCACGACAGGCAUCCUCAAGUCGAUCAAGAAGAGCGCGCCCACUGUGAAGAAGGUCGUCAUCACCUCCUCCUUUGCCGCCAUUGUCAACCCCUUCAAGGGCACCUGGCCUGACCACACAUACUCCGAGGCGGAUUGGAACCCAUUGACGCACGAGGAGGCGCUGAAGGACCCCGCCAACGGCUACCGGGCUAGCAAGACGUUCGCAGAGCGCGCUGCAUGGGAGUUCCUGGAGAAGGAGAAGCCCAACUUCACGGUCGCGACGAUAAACCCGCCCUUCGUCUUCGGGCCCAUCGUGCACUACCUGAACUCACUCGACGCGCUCAACACCUCGAACCAGCGCAUCGGGAACUUCGUCCUCGGCAAGUUCAAGGACGAAAUCCCGCCUACUGGCACCUACAUCUGGAUUGAUGUGCGCGAUUUGGCGCUGGGACACGUCUUGGCUAUGGAGAAGCCGGAGGCGGAUAACAAGCGCUUCUUCUUUACUUCUGGCUACUUCAACAACAAGGAGCUGCUUGAGAUCAUCAGGAAGAACUUCCCUGAGUACAAGGACAAGCUUCCUGGCCCAGAGCUCCAGGGCGGCGAGUACCCCAAGGAGGGCGUCUACAAGAUUAACAACGACAGGACGAAGGAGCUUCUGGGCACCGAGUUCACGCCUUUUGAGAAGUGUGUUGUCGACACUGUGAACUCGCUCAAGGCUGUCGGUGCGUAGAUGGAUCACCAGAACGAAGACGACCGAGAGUUUAGAGUAGACUUUAUUAAUGAAUGACAUGUUCUGACACCU